Molecule: messenger RNA, 204 nt
Organism: Podospora pseudopauciseta
Lineage: Eukaryota; Fungi; Ascomycota; Sordariomycetes; Sordariales; Podosporaceae
Exons: 2
Coding region: 1-204 (67 amino acids)
Source: RefSeq, a predicted model, not a curated record
AUGGUGAGGAGGGUUAAUGCGACCUGUGGUGGUGAUGGUGGUGAGAUAGCUUGGGGAAGCUUGAAUUUAGGCGGGGUAAAGUGGCAGAAAGAGGUGCCCCACAUUGAUCUUUGCCAAGAUCGACGCCGUUGGCAAGGGUGGGUUCACCUUGAUCUUGACCACUUUGAGGUCAACGGUUGGAGAUCCAUUGGAUUUUGUGCUUAG